UUUUCCGCCACUUUCACUCUUCUUCUCUUAUCUAUACACUAAGCUCAAAUUUCUUCUUCGUUUUUGAGUUGUGGGGUUUUAAUUGUUGUUCUCUCUACUUGAUAGAGCUCAAAAAUCCAGUGUGAUUGAGCUUUUUUUGGGUAUUUUUGGUGGUUUAUUGAGUAAUUGCUGGUGGAGUUUACAUUCAGUUAAGAUUCUUCUGAAAAGGUGAUCGAAAAUGGUGGAUCUAAGUGAUAAACAGGGUUUAGGAUCUGAAGAAAUGAGUAGUGGAGUUACUUCACCGGAAACUAGCCAAAGUAAUGUUAAGACUUGUGCUGAUUGUGGUACCACAAAAACACCUCUUUGGAGAGGUGGACCUGCUGGUCCCAAGUCACUAUGCAAUGCUUGUGGGAUCAAAAGUAGGAAAAAGAGAAGAGCCUUUCUGGGGUUGAACAACGAAGAGAAGAAAUCAAAGAAAUCAGUGGCACUUGGACAUAAAAACCAUGAAGCACAGCACCAUUUGAACCAAAGUUGUAGCAGCAGCAGCAACAGUGAAGAUAGUAAAAGCAGUAACUUUGUGAAGAACAUUGUUUCUUCUUCGUUGAAAAAGAAAUUACUUCCUUUUGGUAAAGAAGAAGUCAUUAUGCAGAGACCAAGAUCAAGAUCUACUCAGAAGAGAAAGCUUGGAGAAGUAGAACAAGCAGCAUUCUUGUUGAUGGCUCUUUCUUGUGGCUCUUUUUACACUCAAGGAAGGAUGAAAAUGGACAAGGAAAGAAAGAAUGAGAAAUGUUGUACUCUUGGCAGUAAAAGUAGUACUUUGUGGGUUGGUUGAAUGUUUCAGCUCGGAGAAGUCUAGCUUGAUUUGAGAAGUGCUAAUUCGAUUUGGAAGACUAUGAGUAGAUAGAAGUUGAGAGUUCUAUGUUUUCAUUUCAUUAAUUUUAUACUACUAUUUUAGUUCAUUGAUGAAAUUAUUUUCUCAUCUUUUGAUAAUGAGUUGAUUGAUGAAGUUAUUUCUUAAUGUUCAUUGCAUGACAACAGCUUUUAUAUGUUUUAAUCAAAACAAAAAGUACAAUAAAUA
Molecule: messenger RNA, 1057 nt
Organism: Solanum tuberosum (potato)
Lineage: Eukaryota; Viridiplantae; Streptophyta; Magnoliopsida; Solanales; Solanaceae
Product: GATA transcription factor 15-like
Exons: 3
Coding region: 218-811 (197 amino acids)
Biological process (GO): regulation of DNA-templated transcription
Molecular function (GO): sequence-specific DNA binding; zinc ion binding
Source: RefSeq, a predicted model, not a curated record